Messenger RNA from Symbiodinium pilosum, 1179 nucleotides. The record is from the annotation of a GenBank genome assembly. NCBI's taxonomy places the organism in Eukaryota, Dinophyceae, Suessiales, Symbiodiniaceae.
AUGUGCUUUCGGCCAGACCGCUUGUUCUCCAAGAGCUGGUGCGGCACUGGCCCCUUUUUGAGCCCAGAAGCGCUUCUGGGAGACGUCGCCCCAGCUGCUGACAUGUGGGCUAUUGGCGUCAUGGCCUUUGCGCUCCUAUCUGGCGACCUUCCAUUUCAGGCGUCCUCGCUGUCUGAGCUGCCUGAGGCACAUCAGCGAUCAUUGAAGGACGAGGCAGUUUUCAAGCAGAUCUCUAAACCCGCUACGCAGCUGGUACUCCAACUGCUCGACCUGGAGCAGGAGAAGCGGCUGACCGUCGACCAAGCUUUAGAGUUACUGGAAGCAGAGAACGGCUGCUUGGCGGAAGCGAAGACUAGGCAAGAGCCGCUACCGUUGGCUCGCUGCCAGCGUGUACGCAGCGAGUGCUGGAGCAGUUUCUGUCCGGACCACAAGCCGCCAGAGGUUAAGACUCUGUACCUGGUGCGUCACGGUGAAGCUGUGCACAACAUCAAAGAAAGACAGGCGCAGCAGACGGCAAAGCAGCAAGCCAUGUCUGAUGGGCUCACGCCCAGCUCUGGUGAGUUUCAGGCGCGAGUGGAAACGGCCAGGAAGCAGGUGCUGCAAGAUGAGACUCUGCACGAUGCUGCGCUCUCACCUUCCGGAAAGAUGCAGGCACUGGACGCCUUGGCUGAAAUCAAGCGGCUUACAAUGCAAGGCUAUCCGCAGCCUACUGCCAUCUACGUCUCUCCGCUGCAAAGAACACUGCAAACAGCGGCAAUCCUCUUUCCAGAACAUCCUGGCAUUCACGUCCGUGAAGAGCUUCGUGAGCGUCGCACGGGUUUGCCUUGCGACGAGCGGCAGUGCGCAGACCAAGUCGCGAUGCGAAAUACCUUCAACUUCAUGUCUUUCGAUGAGUUGCGCAGUCAUGACCGGCACAACUCACGAAAUGCAGAGGAUGGAGAGGAGGACAAGAACGAGCUGCGCAGCCGUACCGGUCUCAUGGAAACCUUCCUGAGAGAACAGGCAGACACCUGCUUGGCCGUGGUCACCCAUAAGGGCUACCUGCGGGAGCUGGAGCGGGGUCGCCUCGGGGUCCCUGAAGCUCGGGAGUUCGACAAUUGCGAGGUUCGCGUGUACCAGGUUACACUUCCCGCUGAAGGCGGGAUGCUCGCCAAGAGGCUUUACAUCCGAGCCCGAUAG